UCCCGGCCCGCUCCGGUGGCUGUCCGGCUCGAGCCUGCAGGUGCAUUUAUCCAUCUUUCUAUGAAAAGAUUAAAAUGGCUUCUAGAGGAAAGACAGAGACAAGUAAAUUAAAACAGAACUUAGAAGAACAGUUGGACAGACUAAUGCAACAGUUGCAAGAUCUGGAAGAAUGCAGAGAAGAACUUGAAGCAGAUGAAUAUGACGAAACUAAAAAAGAAACUUUGGAACAGCUAAGUGAAUUCAAUGAUUCGCUGAAGAAAAUUAUGUCUGGAAACAUGACUUUGGUAGAUGAACUAAGUGGGAUGCAACUGGCCAUCCAGGCAGCCAUCAGCCAGGCCUUUAAAACGCCUGAGGUUAUCAGAUUAUUUGCAAAGAAACAGCCAGGGCAGCUUCGGACAAGAUUAGCAGAGAUGGACAGAGACCUGAUGGUUGGAAAACUGGAAAGAGAUAUAUACACCCAACAGAAGCUGGAGAUACUGACUGCCUUGCGGAAACUUGGAGAAAAGCUGACUGCUGAUGAUGAGGCCUUCCUGUCCACAAAUGCAGGUGCUGCCCUCAGCCAGUUUGAAAAAGUCUCCACUGACCUUGGGUCUGGGGACAAAGUCCUCGCUUUGGCAAGUUUUGAAGUAGAAAAGGCGAAAAAAUGAUGAGGAGCUAUGUAGAAUCCCUGGGCGCUGGUCACAGUACAAAUGGCACGUUUCUGUUUUCUUCUGCGGAUCUAAAGUCAUCUCUGAGAACUCUAGAAAGCCUGAAAUGACAUUACCAACAUGAGAAAGGCAUAAUGGAGGUGUCCUCUGGCUCUGGCCAGUAAUUCACUAUAUAGUGUAUGGGUUGGGGGAGAGAGAUGUGUAGUAUGCAUGGAUAGAUGGAUGAAUGGUCUCAUUAAAAAACACACCGGAAUCUUACCUUAGAAGGAUCUCUGUGGAAGGGAACAGAGAAGAGGGAAGAGGGAGAGUCUUCUCCUUUAGAUUGAAUUUCUCUGAACAUCUCCAUUCAGGUUCCUUGUUUGCUUAUGCCGAUGGGGAAUGGAGAAAAGUAGGAACCAGCGCUUGUUUCUCACUGGCAGCUAUCCUCUUCCUAUGCUGAAUUGGCUUACUGCUCUUUCCACAUCCUUAGGGCCUCUUAGGUCUUCCCAGCUCAAGAAACCUCAGUGAUCUUGCCAGCCCUAUUUCAUAUAAAGAAAAUUGAGCUCUAAGGGAAUAAAAUGAUCCGUUCAAAAUUAGUGGUAAAGUCAGGAUUAGAACCCAGAUCUCCAAACUCGCAGUUUCUCUCUUCCUACUACACCAUGCUGCCUUCAGUCCCCCCUGAGAGUGAUAUCUUUUUAGAAUCUUACUUACUCUAUUCCGUUAAGAAAGGUAUUUGUGGAAGUCUGGGUUUUUGGAAAAUUAUAUCCCAGCAAAAACAGAACAUCCCAGCAGCCUGUCUGCUCUCUGUAUGAAUGGGAACCAUUGUAGCUCUGAAUUUUGAGCAGGGAACAAUGGGGGCCCUGUUGGUGGGAGCCUCCUGGAGUUCCCGAACGUCCUGCAUUGUCUCGCCAAGGAAUCAGUGGGAAGUGGCAUCAAGAGGCCUGCCCUGUGUGACCUGUGGCUGUAACCCUGGGCUCAUCCACAGGGAGCUGCCACACUGCACAGAUUCCCAUCUUGCCCUGUUGUGCAUGCCCAGCUCUUUCUCAUUUUUUGGUCUGUUUCUAUUCUUGAUUCUCUCUCUUUUCCCUACUUAGUAUUUUUUGCACAUUCAAAUACCUAUGGAGCUUUCUAUGGUCUUUAAGCUGCUCCUGUUCAUGGAUGGAAAUUCUGUCUUAGGUAGAAAUUCUGUCUUAUUUAGAACCAGUCAUCAGAAUCCUUAUUUUCUGGGGUUAGAGGUUGGUGGCUCCCAGCCCCACUUGGCUCGUGUUUUCCUUCAUGGACAUCCCCUACCCCUUUCCUUCACCCCCCAAAAGGCUAUGGUAAGCCGAGUAGAAACACCCAGCCUGGCUUGUUAAUUGGUACCUCUGUGCUGAUCACUGUCUGCUUUUGGGAUCAUUCCUCAACAGCAAGAUUUUUAAGCUGUUAUCACAGCCAAGAAAAUGAGGAACAGAUUCCAUCCAAAUCCCUUGAGGGUCAGUGGGGAUCUGGGACCUCCCAGAUUUUUUCAGAUCAAUUUAUGACCUUCUGAGACAUAAUUUGGUUUUAAAUAUUCAGCUCUCAGACCUGAUUGUGGUGUGUG
Gracilinanus agilis (Agile Gracile Mouse Opossum) is the source of this 2205-nucleotide messenger RNA. RefSeq names its product leucine zipper and CTNNBIP1 domain containing (gene LZIC). Gene Ontology annotation, biological process: negative regulation of Wnt signaling pathway. The record is from RefSeq and is a predicted model, not a curated record. Gene Ontology annotation, cellular component: nucleus; beta-catenin destruction complex; cytosol. Lineage: Eukaryota; Metazoa; Chordata; Mammalia; Didelphimorphia; Didelphidae. Gene Ontology annotation, molecular function: beta-catenin binding. The transcript is spliced from 7 exons. Bases 75 to 647 code for a protein of 190 amino acids.